CCUCGCCUCCCCCUGCGCCGGGCGGAGCGGGCGGCGAGCGCCGAACCGGGCGCGCUGUGGCGGAGCCGGGGCCGGACCGGGACCAUGGGCGGCCUUUGCCUCGCAGCCUCCGGUGGGUGCCUCUCUUCACCCGCGCUGCGUCCUGCUUCUCCACCUCCAGCCCCGCACCUCGCCAGCCUCCAUCCGCGGUCCCGCCCCUCCAGCCCGCUCCUGCCUGGCCCCCGCACUCCUGCCGCCUGAUUCCUGCCGGAACUGGUGCUCGCAGGAACCCCCUUCCCCGGCUGUGGCGAGCCGGCUGGUCUCCAGAAGGCCCGCGGGUGAACCCGAGUGUGGAGCAGGCAGUGCCCAGCCAGCCUCACAGACGUGACGUGACUGCGGACGGAGCUUGGCAACAACUCCUCCUCGGAGGUGUUGGUGCCCCAUCUGGACAUCUGUGCGAAGAGGAUCUAAAGCAGACAAAACUGAGGACUUAAGCCCAGGACACAGCAUCUCAGAUGCUCUGAGAGACUGCUUCUGCAGAGUAAGACAUGUCUACUUAAGAAAAUUUGGAAAAUGCAGAAGAUUACCAAGGAGAAAAGAAAUCUUCUAAGAUCCCACCACCUGCUUAAAGAAAUAGUGCCGUGUGCCCUUUCUCUGCACGUGCUGCUGAUGUGGUCCCACAGAGAAGCAUCUUCAGGCAGCAAGAAAAGCAGAACCCUCCUAACAGAACUCUGAAAGGCCCCAAAGGCCAUCUGCUGGGCAGGAACACUUGAAGAUGUUCGUGUAAAGGAAAUGGAGCCCUUCCAAAGGAUGUGUUCCUGAUUCGAGGUGAAACCAUGAAGAGAAGAUAAAACAAAUAAUAAUGCUUUUCCGCAAUCGCUUUGUGCUGCUGCUGGCCCUGGCUGCGCUGCUGGCCUUCGUGAGCCUCAGCCUCCAGUUCUUCCACCUGAUCCCAGUGUCGGCAGGCAAGAAUGGAGUGACUAGCAAGAAUCGAAAGAGGAUCAUGCCUGACCCGGUGACGGAGCCCCCCGUGAUGGACCCCGUUUAUGAAGCCCUUUUGUACUGCAACAUUCCACGUGUGGCCGAGCGCAGCAUGGAAGGUCACGCUCCGCAUCAUUUUAAGCUGGUCUCAGUGCAUGUGUUCAUUCGACACGGGGACAGGUACCCACUGUAUGUCAUUCCCAAAACGAAGCGCCCGGAAAUUGACUGCACUCUGGUGGCUAACAGGAAACCGUAUCACCCUAAACUGGAGGCUUUCGUGAGUCACAUGUCCAAAGGAUCCGGAGCCUCUUUCGAAAGCCCCUUGCACUCCCUGCCUCUUUACCCCAGUCACCAGCUGUGUGAGAUGGGAGAGCUCACGCAGACAGGGGUUGUGCAGCAUCUGCAGAAUGGCCAGCUGCUGAGGGACAUCUAUCUGAAGAAACACAAACUCCUGCCCAGUGACUGGUCCACAAAGCAGCUUCACUUAGAGACCACUGGCAAAAGCCGGACGCUGCAGAGUGGGCUGGCUCUGCUUUAUGGCUUUCUCCCAGAUUUUGACUGGAAGAAGAUUUAUUUCCGGCACCAGCCCAGCGCUCUGUUCUGCUCUGGGAACUGCUAUUGCCCGCUGAGGAACCAGUACCUGGAAAAGGAGCAGCGUCGGCAGUACCUGUUGCGUCUGAAAAACAGGCAGCUGGAGAGGACCUACGAGGAGAUGGCCAGGAUCGUGGACACGCCCACCAAGCAGCUCCGGGCCGCCAACCCCAUAGACGCCAUGCUCUGCCUCUUCUGCCACAACGUCAGCUUCCCCUGCACCAGGAACGGCUGUGUUAACAUGGAGCACUUCAAGGUGAUCAAGAGGCAUCAGAUAGAGGACGAGAGAGAGAGGCAGGAGAAGAAACUGUAUCUGGGGUACGCACUCCUGGGCGCCCACCCCAUCCUGAACCAGACCGUGGGCCGCAUGCGGCGCGCGGCGGAGGGCCGGAAGGAGGAGCUCUUUGCUCUCUCCUCUGCUCACGACGUCACUCUGGCCCCGAUUCUCAGUGCCUUGGGCCUUACCGAAGCCAGGUUCCCGAGGUUCGCGGCCAGGUUGAUCUUUGAGCUCUGGCAAGACAGGGAGAAGCCCGGCGAGCACUCCGUCCGGAUUCUCUACGACGGUGUCGACGUCACGUUCCACACCUCGUUCUGCCAGGAUCACCACAGGCGGUCUCCCAAGCCCAUGUGCCCCCUCGAAAACUUCGUCCACUUUGUCAAAAAGGACAUGUUCGUGGCCCUGGGUAGUGGUAGCACUAAUUAUUAUGAUGCGUGUCACAGGGAAGGAUCCUAAAAGGUACGUGGUGCGGCACUAACAGAAUCUAUGCCAGUACAGAGGGAUGGGAAAGGUCCGCUUCUAGUUCUUUUGGUUGCUAAGGGUACAAGGUGAUUUCUAAAGGCCGGAAAUCAUGCUUGGGGGCCACAUAGAUUUAGGGUUGAACAGUGAGUAUGUUGCUGUAAUUGGGUACGUGAGUUACUUGGUACACAAUGGCCAGUUCACAGAGAAAGGAAGGUACUUUAUCAUAGCCAGACUUUGCUUAGGAUGCUAGAAUAACACUUCAGUACCCAAAGCUGCCAAUCCACAUGUGUGUUCUUUUGAUCUGCCUUGGUACUGUAUGAUGGAACCAGCAAACCUCAGCCAAAAGUUUCUUAAUCUGGGACAAUCUUACCUUGUCCUUGUUCAGUGAACAAUUUCCUGAAGUGAUUUAUCUAAAAUAGGGGUAGGCAGACUUUUUCUGUAAAGGGCCAAAUAGUAAAUAUUGUAGACAUUGUGGACCAAAAGGCCACACAUAGCGUCUGUCACAGCUACUCGAUUCUGCUCUUGUAACUUGAAAGCAGCGACAGACAGCGCGUGAAUGAAUAAGCAUGGCUGUGUUCAUAGGCCACACAGAACAGGUGGUGGGCCAGGUGUGGCCCGGGGGCUGUAGUUUGCUGACCCCUGUUCUAAAAGCCAGGCUCUACUACAAUUGCACUUCCAGCACUUUGCGAGAGAACCAGUUGAAUACCCAGAAUUAUUCAGUGGUGCCUCCAGUAACUUCUGCUAGAAACACAGAAUCUGUAUCUGUAUCCGACAUUAUAACAAAACUUGAGGGGAAAUAAAUAUUGAAUCAAAAUGAAUCAUAGAAAAAUUAUUAGAAUAAUACUUGAUGUUCAUGAUGAUUAUGGUAUAAGAUAGUUUUGAGUAUGUCUUAAAUAUUUGUCUGCUGUAGUCUAUUUGCUGUACAUGCUGAAAUUUUUGUAUUCCAUUUAGUAUUUUUAUAGUCUAGGAAAAUAUUUUCUAAGACCAGUUUUAGAUGUGCUCUGAUUCCUAUGAAAUAAUUCAAUUUACUGUAUCUGCCUGGGGGUUAGAAGGGAGCCAGGAGCUGAAUUCAGGCACUUUCUUCCAAUAAAACUAAUUAUGGCUCAUUGCCUUCGACAAGCA
Molecule: messenger RNA, 3412 nt
Organism: Eubalaena glacialis (North Atlantic right whale)
Lineage: Eukaryota; Metazoa; Chordata; Mammalia; Artiodactyla; Balaenidae
Gene: PXYLP1
Product: 2-phosphoxylose phosphatase 1
Exons: 11
Coding region: 842-2284 (480 amino acids)
Biological process (GO): dephosphorylation; chondroitin sulfate proteoglycan biosynthetic process; glycosaminoglycan biosynthetic process
Cellular component (GO): Golgi apparatus
Molecular function (GO): phosphatase activity
Source: RefSeq, a predicted model, not a curated record